UGUGUAAUCAAAUCAAAUCAAACAAAUUCAUUUCUUACCGUCACUCAGUUCCGUCGCCGUCGACGUCGCCGCCAUACAUACUCGCCGGAAUCUCUCACCAGAAGUAAACUAUGUCGUUCACAAAAGGUGAUUUGCUAACAAAAACAAGAAAGCUAGUAAAUGGUUUGGCCAAGGUCAAGCCUAUAUGGCUUAAAGCUAUGGAAAAGUCACCACCUGCGGUAUUUCCACGUGCUGAAAGGAAAGUUGAGCGGAUCUGUCUCCCUGAGGAUGUUUAUAUCAAUAAGUUCUAUAAGAAGCAUCCUGAAUCCUUGCAUGAAGAUCCUAUCAAGAUUUGUGAUUUUGACCCGGCCCCAUCGCGUAUAUUUGGAUAUCGGGUGUUAGAGCUGAUAGAGCAAGGUGUCAGCGAAGCAGAUGCUAUAGAUGUAGCAGAUAGGGAGUACCGGCUACAGAAAAAAGAGAAAAAGAAGGCAUAUAAACGGUUGAAAGAAAUUGCACAACUAAGAGGAACAAAACCUCCUCCAAACCCAUAUCCCAGUGCUGUAAAGCAGAUACAAGCUGAAGAGAAGAAAUAUGUCCAAGACCGUUUCUUCAAUCCAAGAAUUCUAGAAAUUGUCGACAAGCUCAAGGAGCAGCAGGCUGCAGAAAUGCAAGAUAGAGGCAGAGCUGGUGGCUCGUAAUCUCCAUACUUUCAUGCUUCAAACAUCGUUCUUAGGAAUUUUAUGCAUUGAGGUACCCACGACAUUAACUUUUUGUGGUUAUUGUUAGUUGUAAUAAACAAUGAAGAGACGCCAUAUUCAGCUCAACUAAUUCUGAGGAUCUAGUUCUGGAAUUUUGGUUUCUGGCCUCUAUGCAUAUUAUGCAAAUUCUACAGAUUGCUUUCUUAGCUUGAAUUGUUCAUUCUUUGCGUAAAUAAAUUUUAAGGGUUACGAUCUCUUUACUCUAA
Erigeron canadensis is the source of this 943-nucleotide messenger RNA. RefSeq lists its product as uncharacterized. Lineage: Eukaryota; Viridiplantae; Streptophyta; Magnoliopsida; Asterales; Asteraceae. The coding region runs from base 111 to 677 and encodes 188 amino acids. The transcript has 5 exons. The record is from RefSeq and is a predicted model, not a curated record.